CAGCUCCGCCAGAAUCCCAGGCGCUACUGCAGAGAUGCUGUAACGUGACAAAUGGAAACUCACGCCCUCCAGCCCCUGGGGUGGGUUUGUUUGUGCUGUUUAAAAGACCCGGGGCAUCGGCGAGAGGAUGUCACUUUGUUACUCGACUGACUAGCUCAGCGGUGAUAUCAUGGAAUCUGCACUUUAUUAUGUCCGGGCCAAGACAGCAUUGAGCUGCCGCUACUGCAGAGAGAGGCAGGCGGAAGCAGGGAACGCGGGCCAGGCUCAGAGUACCUCUGCCUUAUGGAGGCCCUGGGUAAUGACAGCGAGAGACUCGGAAAACCACAGACGGAGCCCGUUUGCUUCAGACGGCGAUGGUUCGGGGAGCAAGCAAUCCUUGGGAUUUAAACACCCAGUCAGAUUGUACCUACCCCGAUCCAAGGCCGAUCACUACUUGCAUAUGAUGGGAGAAAAGGUUCUGUCCAGUUUCCCUGUUCAGGCAACCAUGCACUUUUACAACGACGAUUCGGAUACGGAAGAGGAGUUGGAGGAGGAGGAGGAGCAGGAGGAUCCUAUCUUUUCCCUUGACCUAGAAUCGGAAAAUGCUCCGGAAACAACGGAGAUGUUUUGGAAACAGUGAGGGGAGUCAGGGGAGGAGAUGGAUCGGCUUCAAAGCGGAAAGGCUGUCUUCUGAAAGUGAUAUCGUGACAACAAAAACGGAGAAUCCAACUGAACUCCCGGCUCUCAGCUCCUCCAGUUCAAUUGUAGCUACAACGGAUGCGGUCGCUAUUAUUGUUUGCAUUGAUCGUUGCAAGGAAAUGACAAUUUGCACUGUUGUGUUUGUAUAUACGGAGAUAUUUUUUACGUUUAUUUUAUUACUGUAAGUUUAAAAAUAAACUUUCACCUGGAGUUAAGAUUGAAUGCA
Molecule: messenger RNA, 904 nt
Organism: Amblyraja radiata (thorny skate)
Lineage: Eukaryota; Metazoa; Chordata; Chondrichthyes; Rajiformes; Rajidae
Gene: ripply3
Product: ripply transcriptional repressor 3
Exons: 4
Coding region: 170-619 (149 amino acids)
Biological process (GO): embryonic pattern specification; negative regulation of transcription by RNA polymerase II
Cellular component (GO): nucleus
Source: RefSeq, a predicted model, not a curated record